Molecule: messenger RNA, 4214 nt
Organism: Pogoniulus pusillus (Red-fronted tinkerbird)
Lineage: Eukaryota; Metazoa; Chordata; Aves; Piciformes; Lybiidae
Gene: PAQR7
Product: progestin and adipoQ receptor family member 7
Exons: 3
Coding region: 651-1691 (346 amino acids)
Biological process (GO): spindle organization; response to steroid hormone
Cellular component (GO): plasma membrane; centrosome; spindle pole
Molecular function (GO): nuclear steroid receptor activity; steroid binding
Source: RefSeq, a predicted model, not a curated record
CUGAAGAGCAAAGGAGAGAGCUCCAAACACAGAAGCUGCACCUCCUGUUGCUGGUGGUACCCUCAGGUUCUCAAGUGCCCCCCCGGGGAGGGCAGAGCAGGUAGUCUCUGUGGGUGGGAUCCUGGCUGGUUGUGCUUUGUGAGGACAGAUGCUGCAGACACUACAGAAGGGAGAAUCCAAGCAGCUGCUGCUGGAGUGUGGGAUUUGCUGAGGAUGUGUUUGUUUAGCAGAUCCCAGGCUGCUGGGAGGGGGGAGCCAGGAACCGAGGGCUCUGCUGAUUGUUGUGUCCACCCCACGCUGGCGUCCUCCACCUCUGCUCUCCUCCUUCAGACCGUCUGUCGCCUGUGUGCUGCGUGGGGCACUUGAUGGGGUCUUAAAUCUCCCUUCGGCCUCCUUCCCACUUCUAAUUUUGGUGAUUCUUUCAUCCCAGGCCAUCCUCCAGCCACGGAUUUACAGAAAACCAGACCAGACGAAGCAUCCAAAGAGCUCCUGCUGGGCACUGUUUGUGUCUUCGUGUUGAAGGUUCAACCCUGCAGCCGAACUUCCUCUCCUCAUCCCAAAGGUUGUUUUGCACGGUGGAGACCUGGAGUUCGGCUUCAUCGUAGGCUCACAGAAGCAUUUGGGUUGGAAAAGACCUUUUUAAGGUCAUCAUGGCAACCGCUGUCACCGAGAGGCUCAGCCGCCUCUUCAUCAACGUGCGGCAGGUCCCUCAGCUGCUGGCUCCUCUCUCGCCCUCCACCGUCAGCAGCUCGGAGGUGCCAAAGGUCUUCUGGAAGCCUUACAUCCACUCUGGCUACCGGCCCGUGCAGCAGACCUGGCGUUACUACUUCUCCACGCUCUUCCAGCAGCACAACGAAGCCAUCAACGUCUGGACCCAUCUGGUGGCAGCGCUGAUCCUGCUGCUGCGCUUCCAGCAGCUCUCGCGGCGGGUGGAGUUUGGGCAGGACCUGCACGCCCAGCCCCUCCUCAUCAUCCUCGUGGCAUCCAUCACCUACCUGACCUUCAGCACCCUGGCUCACCUUCUGCAGGCCAAGUCUGAGUUCUGGCACUACAGCUUCUUCUUCAUGGACUACGUGGGGGUGGCCAUUUACCAGUACGGCAGUGCUCUGGGGCACUACUACUAUGCCAUCGAGCCCAGCUGGCACGAGAGGGUCAAGGGCUUUUACAUGCCGGUGGCAGUCCUGCUGGCCUGGCUGUCCUGUGCUGGCUCCUGCUACGCCAAGUACCAGUACCACCAGUCUGCUCGCCUCCUGAGCCUGCUCUUCCAGGAGCUGCCCUCCGGCCUGGCCUACCUGCUGGACAUCAGCCCCGUGGUGCACCGCAUCUACACCGCGCCGCCCUCGGGGCACGCCGACCCGGCCCUUCUCUACCACAAGUGCCAGGUGCUCUUCUUCCUCAUCGGUGCCUUUUUCUUCUCAUACCCCUACCCUGAGAAGUGGUUCCCUGGCAGGUGCCACUUCUUUGGGCAGAGCCAUCAGAUCUUCCACGUGUGCCUGGUGCUGUGCACCCUGGCGCAGAUCGAGGCGGUGGUGCUGGACUACGAGUCCAGGCGGCAGAUCUAUGGUGCCCUGCAGGGCGAUCUGGCACACAACUUCUCUGCCCUCUGCCUCUUCACUGUCACCUGCUCUGUUCUCACAGCUGCUUACAUGGCCAGGAAGGUGAAGAACAAGCUGAGCUUCAAAGAAGAGUAAGGUCCCCGAGGGAGAAGCUGGAGAGCUCAUCCGCGUGGUCCGUCUGCAGGCAGCUGCGGCAGUGCUGGCAUCCCUCCGGCCACAGGCUCUGAGGAGAGGAAGGGAACUGCUCCCGAAGCGUACCCAGCAGUGUUCUCGGUGCGGGGGGGCAGGGGGGAGCUGCUCUCGGUGCUUUUCUGCACUCAGAAUUAGUUCCAGCUUGCUCUUAAAGCGAUGCUCUGGCUUACUGCUCACGUCUGAAUAAACAGUUGGAACAAAACGUUGUCAGUUCUGCAGCCCUGUACCCCGGGGAGGGUCCUUGGAAGCUACCAGCUGUCUCCCAGCAAAAGGUAAGGAGAUGCCAUCUGGCCCCCUGCUAGUGCUGGCAGAAUGUAACCCCCCAAAAGGGACUGAGCUGAGCUUGUGUAAGCCACAGACAAGGCUGGAAAAUUUAUUUCACAUCCUUCCAGGUCUCUUUUAUGUGGUUUGAGGAGUGGUACAGAGCUUAGGUGCCCAGGCAGUGACAGGGCUUGGGGUGCCAGUAAGUGCAGCAAGAGAAGAGACAGGGCAGGGCUGGAGUGGAUUUGAUGGAGGCUGAGCUCCAGGGCAGCAGCUGGGACCUCUGCACCCUCCGGGGAGGAGCAGGCCCUGGGCUGCUGGUGCAGUGGCGGAGCAAAGGCAGGGCAGGAAACAGCUGCAGCGGGUACAGAUAAGGUGUGGGAGCUGAGGAGGGCUCAGGGCUUGAGCUGUGCUCAGCAAAGGGCUGGGGGUAGGAGAGCACCGCGCACCCCCGGGGCUGCGGCAGCGCCUGCCUCCCACCCAGCUCCGCAGGCGCUGGGCUCCUUCUCUCCGUCUCCCACCAGCCGACCCCCUUCUGCGGCUCGGGGGCCGGUCCCGGCCGUAAGGGGCGCUCAGCCCCCCCCGGCUGCCGCUGCCCGAGCGGCCGCGCCCCGGCCUCAGAGAGACAGCGGCGCCGGGCGGGCGGGGCUGCGCCUGCCACUCAUCCAGCCCCGCCGCUCUGAUUGGUCCGUCCGCUAGGAGCGCGCGCGGGGCCCGGUGGGACCCGGAGCGGCCCCGGAGGGAGCAGUUGGGACCUGCCCUUCGCUUCCCUCCUCUUCCUCGGGCCCUGCCCGCUCCUUCCCCGGGUCCCGGCGGCAGCGGGGAGCGGAUCCGGUCCUUCUCCGGGCCCGCGGAAGCGGGAGGCAGGCCGGAGCGCGCCCGGUGCCGGGGAUGAAGCGCAGACGCCGAGGCGGCAGCGCGGCCCCAGCGGCCGGGGCGUGCGAUGUGUGGCUGGACACGGCGGAGCUGAAGCGGAGCCCGGUGCAGCCUCUGCUGGUCAAGCCAAAAGUGUCCAGUCGAGUUCUGGAUUGGAGGCUCCUCUCAGUCCCCUUCACCCAGCCCGCAGCACCUCAGGCACGCAGCAAGCAAACCACCAUCUCCUCCUUCUUCUGCACACAGACAGAUGAACAAGACAAAGAAAACUCCAGGCCACCUCCUUCCAUCGUGGCUGAGGACUGCGAAGUAAAAGGUACUUCUUCAGCUGCCUCCCCCGCGAAGGUCCUGCCUUUGCCGCAGGUGGAGGAGGCUCAGAAGCCAUCCCGCAGGGCUGAGGGGGUGCAGGCUCCACCCCGGCGCCGGGCACCGACAGCAGCAGCCUCAGCAGCUCCCGUGUCAGGAGCAGAGUGCCACAGCGUGAGCAAAGCCUCCUGCGCGGUGGGAGAGGCUGCAGCAACCCCCUUCAGCGUCGCCCAGGACUCGGAGGGCAACCAGGUCAUGGCUCACAGGCACGACUCAGGUUUGUUUACCGCGGAGCUGGCUGCAGGAGGGGGCAGCAGAACUUCAGGCUGCAGGAUCGACAGAGGAGGGGAGGAGCUGAGCACCAGGCUCGACUGGCAGCCCGGGCUCGGUGCAAGCCAGAGUCAGGAACACCACCAGCUGAGGAGCAUUCAUUCUUUGAUUGAUUUGGCUGAGGCGGAGAACAUAAACCCUGCUGUGAGGAGAGGCAGGAGCUGUGCUGCUGAGCUUUACUCCUCUCCGGGAGCAGGCAGAGCAGAGCUCCUGAGGGAGCGCAGCAGCAACGCCGAGGAGGGACAGGGCAGCAAGGCAGCACCGAGCAGCCCCUGCAGGGACUUGUUCACGCAGGACUCCGAGGGCAACAGAGUCAUCUCCCACCGCUGCUGGAGUGUCCCAGCCCCUCCUGGGGCCCCCCGCAGCUCCCUGCCCAGCUCAUCCUGUAAGGGCCGUUCCAGUGAUGCUGCCAAGAGGAGCUUGAGCAAACUGGGGGAGGACUGGGCAGACCUGUGCCAUGAUUUACUGUUCACCCAGGAUUCCCAAGGGAACAGGGUGAUUAAACACUGAGUGCCCUCGCAUGGCUCACCCAUGGGCUGGCUCAGCUGAUGAACUUAUAAACCCUCGGGAAAGUGUUUCUUGGUGAGAGUGGCCAGCACUGGGUGAGGGCACCCUGGUGGUGGUGCAGGGCCCCAUACCCCGGGCAGGACCUCUUUGUUCUCUGAAGUUUUGCUUCAAUAAAAAUGCAGUGCUGAA